Messenger RNA from Acytostelium subglobosum LB1, 660 nucleotides. RefSeq lists its product as hypothetical. The transcript has a single exon. The coding region runs from base 1 to 660 and encodes 219 amino acids. Gene Ontology annotation, molecular function: RNA binding. Lineage: Eukaryota; Evosea; Eumycetozoa; Acytosteliales; Acytosteliaceae. The record is from RefSeq and is a predicted model, not a curated record.
AUGGACAAUCACCACCACCACAAUCAUCAUGAUGGCAUUGACAAGCGAUUACUAAAGAUAGAGGGUAUUGCCAGUGAGACUAGCAAACCAUUCCUUUGGAAACAGUUGGACAAGAACUUCAAUGCUGUCUUUGUCGACUACUUCAAGGGUGCUGGUCAGGCAAUACUUCGUUUCAAGACGGCAGAGGAGAGAGACAGUGCACACGAUCUGAUUACCAGUGGGAAAGUUAUCGUUGAUGGACAGACUCUCACUUCGGCAUCACUCACCGACCAUGAGUUCCGCACACAUAUGAACAAAUCCACUCGAUUCCAACACCACAAACAACAGCAGGAGGAGCAUGAUGCAAGAAUGCGAGAAGAGGAGCAAGAGUACAUUGCAAGGAAACAACAAAAGAACAAAGACAAAAGAAUGAAACUGAAAGAGAAGAAGGCAGCUGCAAAAAAGGCUACCACAGGAAGUGAGGACAACAACAACAAAGGCGGAGAAGUCGGCGGCAUGGAAAAUGGUGACUUGGUUAUAUACAAUGAAGAAGACAGUUCAGCACCAAUGGAGGUAAUGCCAACCACCACCACUUCUGCAACAUUGAAACGACCAAUCGAUGAUUCAGACAGAUCGAUGAUUAUUCAACAACAAUUAAAGCGCCCCAACAAUAUGUUAUGA